Wyeomyia smithii (pitcher-plant mosquito) is the source of this 1347-nucleotide messenger RNA. RefSeq names its product beta-1,3-glucan-binding protein-like. The transcript is spliced from 3 exons. The coding region runs from base 69 to 1280 and encodes 403 amino acids. The record is from RefSeq and is a predicted model, not a curated record. Gene Ontology annotation, biological process: carbohydrate metabolic process. NCBI's taxonomy places the organism in Eukaryota, Metazoa, Arthropoda, Insecta, Diptera, Culicidae. Gene Ontology annotation, molecular function: hydrolase activity, hydrolyzing O-glycosyl compounds.
GCUCAGUCUGCAACGCGUCAACGAUCGGUUCGGUCAUUCGGUUUUCAUAGUAUUAGGUGCAGCCAGAGAUGAUCACAACGGCUCGAGCAUCGCUGGCACUGAUAGCGGUGCUGAUAGCCACCGCUGGUACCGGUUCGCAGUCCGUUGAUUCCAGACUAAGCGGCGGGGAGUCACUGAUAGGGCGUGAUCGGUAUAAGUGCGUCAAAUCACCAACCACCGCCAGCGGAAGUAUGAUCCAGCGGGGCCGUAAGUUCUGCAGCGGCGAGCUCAUCUUCGAGGACAACUUUGACUUUUUCGAUUUUGAAAUCUGGGAGCACGAGAACACACUGGCUGGUGGCGGGAACUGGGAGUUCCAGUGGUAUACCAACAAUCGGUCAAACUCGUUUGUUGAGGAUGGUGUCCUGUACAUUAGACCUACGAUAACUGCGCACGAGUACGGGGAGGCAUUCCUGAGCUCCGGGACAGCUAGUUUGUAUGGCAAUCGACCGGUAGAACAAUGUACGAAUCCAGCCUUCUACGGUUGCGAACGGCGAGGAACGGAAAUGAACAUCCUCAAUCCGGUCAAGAGCGCACGUGUAAGAACGCUGCAGUCGUUCAAUUUCAAGUACGGCCGAGCGGAGGUUCGUGCAAAACUGCCCUCGGGUGAUUGGCUUUGGCCAGCCAUUUGGUUACUGCCGAAACGGAACGCAUACGGAACCUGGCCAGCGUCUGGUGAAAUAGAUCUGAUGGAGUCGCGUGGUAAUGAAAAUUUCGCGGUCAACGGUGCUCAAAUAGGAACUCAACAGGUCGGCCAAACGCUACACUUUGGACCGAAUCCAUCGAACAACGGGUGGAACACGGCUACGGCUACAAAAAAUGUUCCUCCCGAACAGGCGUUCAGCAAGGGCUUUAACGUUUUUGGGUUUACGUGGAGCCCGGAUAAUAUAACCGUUACCAUUAACGAAGAGCAGGUGACAGUGAUUCUAGGAGGUGAAGGCUUUUGGAAGCGGGCAGGAUUCGAUAAGCUCAACAUGGAGAAUCCUUGGCGGUAUGGAAGCAAGAUGGCUCCAUUUGAUCAGGAGUUUCAUUUUAUCCUGAACUUGGCUGUCGGUGGGGUGAACGGAUAUUUUCCGGAUAAUGGAGAAAAUCCUGGUGGUAAGCCGUGGCUUAACAGCUCACCAAAGGCAGCUACGGAUUUUUGGGAUGGACGCGAAAGCUGGCUGCCGACGUGGAAUCUGAGUGAAAAUGAUGGCAAGAAUGCUGCCCUGCAGGUCGAUUAUGUUCGAGUGUGGGCUUUGUGAUAGCUUAGGCGGUUUGUAAAAUGAUAUGUCAAAUUCAGUAAAACAAUGAUUUUUUAAAUUUUUUAAA